Molecule: messenger RNA, 444 nt
Organism: Ostrea edulis (European flat oyster)
Lineage: Eukaryota; Metazoa; Mollusca; Bivalvia; Ostreida; Ostreidae
Exons: 1
Coding region: 1-444 (147 amino acids)
Source: RefSeq, a predicted model, not a curated record
AUGAAGGUGCAUAUCUUUGGUGCUACUUCUUCACCUAGUUGCUGUAACUACACUUUGAAACAUUUGGUAGCGGAAAAUAUGCAGAAAUACAAACCUUCCAUAGUAGAAGCAAUAAAACGAAGCAUGUACGUAGAUGACUGUCUGGCAUCGCUGAGUACAGAAGAAGAAGCAAAGUCAUUUGCUAGAGACAUAUCUUCCCUCUAUCAGAAUGGAGGCUUUCACUUGACUAAAUGGAUCAGCAAUAGUGUAUCUGUAUUAGAAUCAAUUCCUGAAGAAGAUCGUGCAAAAAAUGUGAAGGAGUGGAUCAUAGGAGAAAAUUGUUUAGUAGAAAGCGCCUUAGGAGUCUAUUGGUUUAUUGAGAGCGAUCAGCUGGGAUUUCAGAUAUCUGUCAAAGAGCAACCAUACACGAAGAGGAAUUCUUUCCAUCAUCAGCUCCCUGUAUGA